Molecule: messenger RNA, 15556 nt
Organism: Odontomachus brunneus
Lineage: Eukaryota; Metazoa; Arthropoda; Insecta; Hymenoptera; Formicidae
Gene: Dhc64C
Product: dynein heavy chain, cytoplasmic
Exons: 22
Coding region: 1-13986 (4661 amino acids)
Biological process (GO): microtubule-based movement
Cellular component (GO): dynein complex
Molecular function (GO): dynein intermediate chain binding; dynein light intermediate chain binding; minus-end-directed microtubule motor activity
Source: RefSeq, a predicted model, not a curated record
AUGGGCGAUUCUUUAGAUGGCUCCGGGGAACCGUCUCCGGAGUCACAGAAUGUCGCGGUCGUCGAAUUCACAGCGUUCGCGAAUUAUCUCCGUAAAACAGUUACUGUUCUAUUACCGGACGAGGACGUAAUGCCGCCCGCGUUCAACAUGGCUCUCGAGGAAAGAUAUAACCAGGAUUGCAUACGCAAAUUUCUCGGUGAUUCGCAAGUCAGUUCGCUUUACGUACAGAGAAGUUCGAUCAAAGAAGAAGAUAGCGGUGAAGGAGAUGAGGACAAGGAAAAUGCAACUUAUUAUAUAUCAAAUGAGAUACGCUUCUCAAAUCCAAAAAUGGCCUCUUUAGUUUUAACAAAACGUGGAAUGGUCAUUGAAGCUGACAAAUCUAUCCAUUCUCAAUUGCGUUUGAUCACUUUCUCUGAUGGACCGCCAUAUGAAACUUUGCACGCAAUAAGCAAAACUAUGGCGCCUUAUUUCAAAAGUUACGUAAAGGAGACAGGUCGCGCUCACAGAGAUGGAGACAAAAUGGUACCAUUAGUAGAAAAGAAAAUUGCAGAACUUGAAAUGGGCUUAUUGCAUUUACAACAAAACAUCGAUAUUCCGGAAAUUUCAUUACCUGUACAUCCAAUUGUUGCGCAAGUCAUUAAACAAUGCGAAGAAGAAGGUCGUAAGCCAAAAGUCGCUGACUUUGGAGAUAAAGUGGAAGAUUCAACAUUUUUGAAUCAAUUGCAGAACGGUGUAAACAGAUGGAUAAAAGAAAUUCAAAAAGUGACCAAACUGAAUCGAGAUCCUGAAUCGGGUACAGCACUUCAAGAAAUAUCUUUCUGGCUAAAUCUUGAAAGAGCAUUACAUCGUAUUCAAGAAAAACGAGAAAGUAUUGAAAUCUCUUUGACGCUUGAUAUACUCAAACAUGGCAAACGAUUUCAUGCCACUGUGAGUUUCGAUACUGAUACUGGCUUGAAACAAGCGCUAGCUACGGUGAAUGAUUAUAACCCGUUAAUGAAAGAUUUUCCGAUCAACGACUUAUUAUCGGCUACCGAAUUAGAAAGAAUACGUAGCAGCGUACAACAGAUUUUCAUGCACUUGAGAAAAAUAAGAAGCACGAAAUAUCCCAUUCAGAGAGUAUUAAGAUUGGUAGAAGCUAUCUCAAGAGAUUUAGGACAACAGUUGUUGAAGGUAUUGGGUACACGACGUUUGAUGCAUAUUCCGUUCGAUGAAUUUGAGAAAGUUAUGGGUCAAUGUUUUGAAGUGUUCACUACUUGGGAUGAUGAAUAUGACAAGCUUACAGGAUUGUUGAGGGAUGUUGUAAAGAAGAAACGUGACGAGCAUAUGAAAAUGGUAUGGAGAGUAUUACCAGCGCACAAGAAGUUGCAAUCGAGAAUGGAGCACAUGCGUCGCUUCCGUCGGCAGCAUGAACAAUUGAGAACAGUGAUAGUUCGUGUACUCAGACCUGUUCGCCAAAAUAGUAAUCCCAUGAUGGAAAAUACUGAUAAUGACAAUGUAAAAGUGGAAUUCGCCUUAGAUGCUGCAGAUGCUAAUGCAAUUAGUGAAGUUAAUUUAGCUUACGAGAAUGUAAAGGAAGUAGAUUGUCUGGAUAUUAGCAAAGAAGGGCAGGAAUCUUGGGAUGCUGCAGUGCACAGAUAUGAGGAGCGUAUAGAACGCGUAGAAGCAAGGAUUACAGCGCAUCUUCGAGAUCAAUUAGGCACAGCUAAAAAUGCAAAUGAGAUGUUUAGAAUAUUUUCAAGGUUCAAUGCGCUCUUUGUGAGACCACAUAUUCGAGGCGCUAUUAGGGAAUAUCAGACACAACUGAUACAAAGAGUCAAAGAUGAUAUCGAAGCGUUACAUGAAAAGUUUAAGGUUCAAUAUGCACAAAGCAAAUGCUGUAGAAUGAGUAUGGUGAGAGAUUUACCACCUGUUGCUGGAUCUAUAAUAUGGGUCAAACAGAUCGAUUAUCAGCUAACAAUGUAUUUAAAACGCGUUGAAGAUGUUUUAGGUAAGGGAUGGGAAAGCCAUAUUGAAGGUCAGAAAUUGAAAGCCGAUGGCGAUAGCUUCCGUAUGAAGCUAUCGACGCAAGAGAUUUUCGACGACUGGGCGCGUAAAGUGCAGGCACGAAAUCUCGGUGUAACUGGACGAAUUUUUACUAUCGAAAGUGUGCGUUCGAGAACUGGACGUGGCAAUGUAUUAAAGCUAAAAGUGAAUUUCCUUCCUGAAAUUAUUACACUAUCCAAAGAAGUAAGAAAUUUGAGGAAUCUUGGAUUUCGCGUUCCUCUACCUAUUGUGAAUAAGGCUCAUCAGGCUAACCAAUUAUAUCCCUUUGCCAUCAGUUUGAUUGAAAGUAUCAGAACUUAUGAGAGGACAUUAGAAAAGCUUACCAAUCGGAGUCCCCAUUGUCCCGCACUAAAGAUCGAAGAUAAAGCCAGUAUUAUACCCUUAGUCGCUGGUAUGCGUAAAGAUGUCCUGUUAUUGAUCUCUGAGGGUAUUGCACUGGUUUGGGAAAGCUACAAACUUGAUCAAUAUGUACAACGUCUUUCCGAGGCCGUGGUUUCUUUUCAAGAAAGAGUAGAAGAUCUCUUGGUUGUAGAGGAACAACUAGACGUUGACGUUCGUUCUCUUGAAACUUGUCCCUAUUCUGCAAAUACUUUUGCCGACAUAUUGUCUAAGAUCCAGAAGUCAGUAGAUGAAUUGUCUUUGAAAAAUUACUCUAACUUACAUAUAUGGGUAGCAAGACUCGAUGAAGAAGUGGAAAAAAAUUUAGCUGCUAGAUUAGAAGCUGGAAUAAAAGCAUGGACUGAUGCACUAACAGGUCAUAAAAAAGAGGUAGACUUAAGUAUGGAUACAGAUGCUCCUGUACAGCCGACGCAUAAACCUGGCGGCGAUCCUAAGAUUCAAAAUCAGAUUCAUGAGGUCCGAAUUACGAAUCAAACUAUGUAUCUCUACCCCAGCAUUGAAGACGCCCGAUUUCAGAUAAUGCAACAAUUAUUUGCAUGGCAAGCAAUUGUUACAUCGCAAAUCCGUCUCCAAAGUUCAAGAUAUCAAGUUGGCUUAGAUAAACCCGAAUCAGGGACAUAUAGAAACUUGCUUACAAAGUUACCUUCUGGUAAACAACCACUGGAAGCAGCAUAUGAAGCAGUUGAAUCUAAAAUGAAAGAUGUUGCUGAUUACGUUGAUCAAUGGCUACGUUACCAAGCUCUUUGGGAUCUGCAACCAGGCAAUCUUUACGGCAAAUUAGGGGAAAAUAUUAAUUUAUGGAUGAAAUGUCUCAACGAUAUAAAAAAAACAAGAACUACUUUCGAUACUUCCGAUACUAGACGUGAAUUCGGACCAAUGAUAAUAGAUUUUGCAAAGGUGCAGAGUAAAGUUUCACUAAAGUAUGACUCGUGGCAUAAAGAAACUUUGGGUAAAUUCGGGACGCUUCUUGGUAAUGAAAUGGCUAGUUUUCAUGCACAAGUAUCGAAAUCUAGGAGCGAUCUCGAGCAACAAUCCAUUGAAGCAGCUAGCACAUCUGAUGCAGUUGGUUUUAUAACAUAUGUUCAAUCCCUAAAGCGUAAAAUGAAAGCUUGGGAAAAACAGGUUGAUGUAUAUCGCGAGGGUCAAAGGAUACUUGAACGUCAGAGAUUCCAAUUUCCUUCUUCUUGGCUGCAUGUAGAUAAUAUAGAAGGAGAGUGGGGCGCAUUCAAUGAGAUUAUCAAACGCAAAGAUACUAGUAUUCAAACUCAAGUUGCGUCCUUACAAAUGAAAAUUGUCGCCGAGGAUAAAGCGGUUGAAACAAGAACUACCGAUUUUCUCAGUGAUUGGGAAAGGGGAAAACCUGUGGAAGGCCAUUUGCGACCAGACGAUGCCUUGCAACAGCUGCAGUUGUUUGAGAGUAAAUUUGCUAGACUUAAGGAAGAAAGGGAUAAUGUUGCAAAAGCAAAAGAGGCGUUAGAAUUACAAGAACCAGGUGGAAUAUCAACUAGUGAAGAUAGAAUGCAGGUGGUAUUUGAAGAGUUGCAAGACUUGAGAGGAGUUUGGUCAGAAUUAUCAAAAAUAUGGGCUCAAAUCGACGAAACGCGUGAGAAACCUUGGCUCUCCGUACAACCACGAAAAUUACGUCAGCAAUUAGAUACAAUGAUGGCGCAAUUGAAAGAACUUCCAGCCAGAUUAAGGCAAUACUCGUCGUACGAAUACGUGAAGAAGAUGUUACAAAGUUAUACGAAAGUGAACAUGUUAAUUGUAGAACUGAAAUCGGAUGCACUCAAGGAAAGACAUUGGAAGCAGUUGACGAAGCAGCUUAGAGUGAAUUGGGUAUUGAGCGAACUUACUCUUGGCCAAGUCUGGGAUGUAAAUCUUCAAAAGAAUGAAGGUAUAGUUAAGGAUAUUAUUCUGGUGGCUCAAGGGGAAAUGGCUCUCGAAGAAUUUUUAAAGCAAGUGCGCGAAUCUUGGCAAACUUACGAAUUAGAUUUGAUAAAUUACCAAAAUAAAUGUAGGUUGAUACGUGGCUGGGACGAUUUGUUUAAUAAAGUAAAAGAACACAUCAACUCAGUGGCCGCUAUGAAGUUAUCGCCAUAUUAUAAAGUAUUUGAGGAAGAAGCUUUGACUUGGGAAGAAAAGCUAAAUAGAAUCAAUGCCUUGUUCGAUGUAUGGAUAGAUGUACAACGACGAUGGGUUUACCUCGAAGGCAUUUUCUCUGGCAGUGCGGAUAUCAAAACAUUAUUGCCAGUAGAAACGUCACGUUUCCAAAGCAUUAGUUCUGAGUUUUUAGGACUAAUGAAAAAAGUAUCUAAGUCACCUAUGGUCACAGACGUUCUGAACAUCCCAGGUGUUCAAAGAGCGCUCGAACGUCUUGCCGAUCUUCUCGGUAAAAUACAGAAGGCACUAGGCGAAUACUUAGAAAGAGAACGAACAUCUUUCCCGCGCUUUUAUUUCGUUGGCGAUGAAGACUUAUUAGAAAUUAUUGGUAAUAGCAAAAAUAUUGCACGACUGCAGAAACAUUUCAAAAAGAUGUUUGCUGGCGUAGCCGCUAUUCUGUUGAAUGAAGAUAAUACUAUUAUUACUGGUAUCGCAUCACGUGAGGGUGAAGAAGUUAUAUUCCAGAGUCCAGUAUCUACAAUUGAUUAUCCCAAGAUUAAUGAAUGGUUAACACUCGUCGAGAAAGAAAUGCGUGUGACACUUGCUUCAAGCCUUGCGAAAGCUGUACAAGAUAUUAAACAAUUCAAGGAUGGUAAUAUAAAUCCGCAGGCAUUUAUGACAUGGUGUGAUAAUUAUCAGGCUCAAAUAAUAGUUCUAGCCGCGCAAAUUUUGUGGUCGGAAGACGUAGAAGCGGCACUUCACGAAGCACAAGCAGAUCCAAGCAAAAAUUCAUUAGAAAGAGUUUUAGUACAAGUGGAAGGAACAUUGAAUGUUUUAGCUGACUCUGUUCUUCAAGAGCAGCCACCUUUAAGGAGAAAGAAGUUAGAACAUUUGAUUAAUGAGUUUGUACACAAACGCACCGUCACCAGACGAUUAAUUGCUAAUAAAGUUUCAAAUCCCAAGGCAUUUGAGUGGUUGUGUGAAAUGCGAUUCUACUUCGAUCCUAGACAAACAGAAGUGCUUCAACAACUUACGAUACAUAUGGCAAACGCUAAAUUCUUUUAUGGAUUCGAAUAUUUAGGAGUGCAGGACAGACUUGUGCAAACACCUUUAACUGACAGAUGUUAUUUAACGAUGACACAAGCUUUAGAGGCUCGGCUCGGUGGAUCUCCAUUUGGACCAGCUGGCACAGGAAAAACCGAAUCUGUAAAAGCUUUAGGACAUCAACUUGGAAGAUUCGUAUUAGUAUUUAAUUGCGACGAGACAUUCGACUUUCAGGCUAUGGGUCGUAUAUUUGUUGGUCUUUGUCAAGUGGGUGCAUGGGGUUGCUUCGAUGAAUUUAAUCGUUUGGAAGAACGUAUGUUAUCCGCUGUUUCUCAACAAGUACAAACAAUUCAAGAGGCGCUUAAAAGCCAGAUGGAAGGCAAGAAAGAGGGGAUGCUUUGUGUUGAAUUAGUUGGAAAACAAGUGAAAGUCUCUACAGACAUGGCUAUUUUUAUUACCAUGAAUCCUGGAUACGCUGGACGUUCCAAUCUACCAGACAAUCUCAAAAAACUUUUCCGAUCACUUGCUAUGACCACACCCGAUCGUCAACUCAUUGCUGAAGUAAUGCUUUUUAGUCAAGGAUUCCGAUCCGCAGAAAAGUUAGCGUGUAAAAUUGUUCCAUUCUUCAAGCUUUGCGACGAACAACUUUCUAAUCAAUCGCAUUACGAUUUUGGGUUACGUGCCUUGAAAUCUGUGUUGAUAUCUGCCGGGAAUGUGAAACGUGAUCGCAUACAGAAAAUUAAAGAGGGUAUGCAAGGUCGUGGUGAAACCAAUAUCGAUGAAGCCUCUAUCGCAGAAAAUCUACCCGAACAAGAGAUUCUUAUUCAAUCUGUAUGUGAAACGAUGGUUCCAAAAUUAGUUGCUGAGGAUAUUCCAUUGUUGUUCAGUUUGCUUAGCGAUGUAUUCCCUAAUGUAAAUUACACACGCGCGGAAAUGAAAGGAUUGAAAGACCAAAUUAGGAAAGUAUGCGCCGAAGAAUACCUGGUAUGCGGCGAAGGAGAUGAGCAGGGAGGUGCCUGGCAAGAGAAGGAAUCAGUCGGUGAGACGUGGGUAGAAAAGGUGCUUCAAUUGUAUCAAAUCUGUAAUUUAAAUCAUGGCUUAAUGAUGGUCGGUCCAAGUGGGUCUGGCAAAACCAUGGCGUGGAAAGUGCUGCUCAAAGCGUUAGAGCGAUUCGAAGGCGUGGAAGGUGUUGCUCACGUAAUCGAUCCUAAAGCAAUCAGUAAAGAAACAUUAUACGGCGUACUAGAUCCAAAUACACGCGAGUGGACGGAUGGUCUCUUCACGCAUAUAUUGAGGAAGAUAAUCGAUAACGUCAGAGGAGAAAUCAACAAACGACAAUGGAUUAUAUUUGAUGGUGAUGUCGAUCCAGAAUGGGUCGAGAACUUAAACUCGGUAUUGGAUGACAAUAAACUUCUUACUUUACCUAAUGGUGAACGUUUGAGCUUACCGCCGAACGUAAGAGUUAUGUUUGAAGUACAAGAUUUAAAAUACGCUACCUUAGCUACCGUGUCGCGCUGCGGUAUGGUUUGGUUCUCGGAGGAUGUGUUGUCAACGGAAAUGAUAUUCGAAAACUACAUGUUACGUUUACGGAAUAUUCCAUUGGAGGAUGGAGAAGAGGAUAAUCUCGGCAAGAAAACUGCAGAAAAAGAAGAUACUAUAUCGCCCGCAUUAGCCGUGCAGAGAGAAGUCGCUAGUAUCAUGCAGAGUUAUUUCGCACCCGAUGGUUUAGUAGUAAGAUGUUUGGAAUACGCCAUGAAACAAGAACAUAUAAUGGAUUUCACACGUUUACGAGCUCUCAGUUCCUUGUUUUCCAUGUUAAAUCAAGCUGUUCGCAAUGUAUUGCAAUACAAUCACUCUCACACCGACUUUCCUUUGCCAAGUGAACAGUUGGAACGUUACAUGCCCAAAUGCUUGGUUUAUGCGCUCUUAUGGAGCUUUGCAGGAGACGCUAAAUUAAAAGUUAGAUCUGACUUGGGUGAUUUUAUACGAUCUAUUACAACUGUACCUUUACCAUCUCAAAAUAACAUACCAAUUAUAGACUUUGAAGUAAACAUACACGGCGAAUGGUUACCUUGGAGUAACAAAGUUCCUCAAAUCGAAGUGGAGACCCACAAAGUAGCUAGUCCAGAUAUUGUUGUACCAACUUUGGACACUGUGAGACACGAAAGUUUAUUGUAUACUUGGUUAGCCGAACAUAAACCUUUGGUACUCUGUGGACCACCUGGUUCCGGCAAAACUAUGACACUAUUUUCCGCUCUGCGAGCGUUACCAGAUAUGGAAGUUGUUGGACUUAACUUUUCUUCUGCAACGACACCUGAAUUGUUGCUUAAAACGUUUGAUCAUUAUUGCGAAUAUCGUAAAACACCUAAUGGUGUCGUACUUUCCCCAGUACAGUUGGGCAAAUGGCUAGUUUUAUUCUGUGAUGAAAUCAAUUUGCCUGACAUGGAUAACUAUGGAACACAACGUGUAAUCUCCUUUUUGAGACAAUUAGUAGAACAUAGGGGAUUCUACAGAACAAGCGAUCAGGCAUGGGUCACAUUGGAGAGAAUUCAAUUUGUUGGUGCAUGUAAUCCACCCACAGAUCCCGGCAGGAAACCCCUUAGUCAUAGAUUCCUGCGACAUGUGCCUGUCAUUUAUGUCGAUUAUCCUGGAGAAACCUCUUUGAAGCAAAUUUAUGGCACAUUCACGCGUGCUAUGCUUAGAUUAACACCUUCCCUAAGGGGUUAUGCGGAGCCGUUGACGAACGCAAUGGUGGAGUUUUACUUAGCCUCUCAGGAGAGAUUUACCCAAGAUAUGCAACCACAUUACGUGUACUCUCCACGAGAAAUGACACGUUGGGUGCGCGGCAUUUGUGAAGCCAUUAGACCGUUAGAUAAUCUCUCCGUAGAAGGUUUGGUGCGUUUGUGGGCCCACGAGGCUCUUCGUCUGUUCCAGGAUAGAUUGGUAGAAGAUUCCGAAAGAGCUUGGACGAACAAGAACAUAGACACAGUAGCGCUGAAACACUUUAUGUCAGUCGAUAGAGAAAAAGCAUUAGCUAGACCAAUCUUAUACAGUAAUUGGCUAUCGAAAGAUUAUGUUCCAGUAAAUAGACAAGAAUUAAGAGACUACGUUCGGGCAAGAUUGAAAGUAUUUUAUGAGGAAGAAUUAGAUGUGCCGUUGGUACUUUUUGACGAAGUUCUCGAACAUGUUCUACGGAUUGACAGAAUUUUCCGACAGCCUCAGGGACACUUGUUGCUCAUCGGUGUCUCUGGUGCUGGAAAGACAACUCUGUCGAGAUUCGUUGCAUGGAUGAACGGUUUGUCUAUCUUCCAAAUUAAGGUGCACAAUAAAUAUACUGGUGAGGAUUUCGACGAAGAUUUGCGUCAAGUAUUGAGGCGAUCCGGUUGUAAAGAUGAAAAGAUAGCUUUUAUUCUUGACGAAUCUAAUGUAUUGGAUUCUGGUUUCCUUGAACGUAUGAACACAUUGCUCGCCAAUGGAGAAGUACCUGGAUUAUUCGAGGGUGAUGAGUAUACGACGCUUAUGACGCAAUGCAAGGAGGGUGCUCAACGAGAAGGCCUAAUGUUAGAUUCUAAUGAAGAAUUGUAUAAAUGGUUCACCGGCCAAGUUAUGAAAAAUCUACACGUUGUAUUUACAAUGAAUCCGAGUACGGACGGCCUGAAGGAUCGCGCGGCAACGUCACCAGCGUUAUUUAACAGAUGCGUACUGAAUUGGUUUGGUGAUUGGUCCGACAACGCGUUGUUCCAAGUUGGCAAAGAGUUUACUAAUCGCGUCGAUUUAGAGAGACCCAUGUGGAAAUGUCCGGACUUUUUCCCGUCUGUGUGUUCUUUGAUUCCAUCGCAACCGUCACACAGAGAUGCUGUUAUAAAUGCGUGUGUAUACGUUCAUCAGACGUUACAUAAAGCAAACACGCGAUUGGCAAAAAGAGGUGCCAGAACCAUGGCCAUCACGCCGCGCCAUUAUUUAGACUUCAUUAAUCACUUUGUGAAGCUGUAUCAGGAAAAAAGAAGUGACUUGGAAGAACAACAGUUGCAUUUGAACGUCGGUUUGAGUAAAAUCGCUGAAACAGUAGAACAAGUGGAAGAAAUGCAGAAGAGUUUAGCUGUAAAAUCUCAGGAAUUGCAAGCUAAGAACGAAGCUGCCAAUGCAAAAUUAAGGCAAAUGGUUAAAGAUCAACAGGAAGCAGAAAAGAAGAAGGUACAAAGUCAAGAAAUUCAGCAGCAAUUGCGUAUGCAAACGGUGGCUAUUAAUGAAAAGAGAGACGAUGUUAUGGCCGAUCUUGCUCAAGUUGAGCCAGCUGUUAUUGAUGCCCAAAAUGCGGUAAAAUCGAUAAAGAAACAACAUUUGGUUGAGGUUCGCUCUAUGGCAAACCCGCCGGCGAUUGUGAAAGUCGCGUUGGAGUCCAUCUGCUUAUUGCUCGGCGAAAAUGCUAGUGACUGGAAAUCUAUCCGCGCGGUCAUCAUGAGGGACAAUUUUAUCAAUACUAUUGUCUCUAAUUUCAGUACUGAGGACAUUACCGAUGAGGUGAGAGAAAAAAUGAAAAGCCGCUAUUUGAGCAACCCUGAUUACAAUUUUGAAAAAGUGAAUCGAGCUAGUUUGGCUUGCGGCCCUAUGGUAAAAUGGGCUAUAGCACAGAUUGAAUAUGCAGAUAUGUUGAAACGAGUCGAACCGCUACGCGAUGAACUUCAUUCUCUGGAACGACAAGCAGAAACUAAUAAACUGAAGGGCGAAGAGGUGAAGGAUUUGAUAGCUCAACUAGAGCAGAGCAUAGCAUCAUAUAAGGAAGAAUAUGCUCAACUCAUCUCGCAAGCGCAAGCCAUCAAAGCCGAUCUGGAGAGCGUGCAAGCCAAGGUGGAUAGAUCGAUUGCUUUAUUGAAGUCUUUGGUGAUAGAAAGAGAAAGAUGGGAAGCAACGAGCGAAACGUUUAAGAGUCAGAUGUCUACAAUAAUCGGAGACGUUUUGCUGUCUUCUGCUUUCUUGGCUUAUGCUGGUUAUUUCGAUCAACAUUAUCGCCAAAAUCUCUUUAGCACAUGGUGUCAACAUCUGCAACAUGCCAAUUUACAAUUCAGAGCUGAUAUUGCGAGAACGGAAUAUCUUUCUAAUCCGGAUGAACGUUUAAGAUGGCAAGCAAAUGCGUUACCUACUGAUGACCUAUGCACCGAAAAUGCCAUCAUGUUGAAACGUUUUAACAGAUACCCGUUGAUUAUUGACCCAUCCGGUCAAGCGACGGAAUUUAUCAUGAAUGAAUUUAAGGACCGAAAGAUUACGAAGACUAGCUUUUUAGACGAUUCGUUCAGGAAAAAUCUCGAAAGUGCUCUACGUUUCGGUAAUCCUUUGUUAGUACAAGAUGUGGAGAAUUAUGAUCCUAUACUGAAUCCCGUGUUGAACAGAGAACUUAGACGAACCGGCGGACGUGUAUUGAUUACGCUCGGCGAUCAAGACAUAGAUCUUUCACCAUCUUUUGUUAUCUUCUUGUCGACGAGAGACCCAACGGUAGAAUUCCCACCAGACAUUUGCUCGCGCGUGACGUUCGUAAACUUCACCGUUACUAGGAGUUCAUUGCAAAGUCAAUGUUUGAAUCAAGUGCUAAAAGCCGAACGUCCGGACAUUGACGAGAAGAGGUCUGAUCUAUUGAAACUUCAAGGAGAGUUCCAUCUGAGAUUGCGGCAACUUGAGAAAUCUCUGUUGCAAGCGUUGAACGACGCCAAAGGCAAGAUUCUCGAUGACGAUUCUGUGAUCACUACUCUUGAGACCUUGAAACAAGAAGCCGCUGAUAUUAGCAAGAAAGUGGAGGAGACGGAUAAAGUCAUAGCAGAGAUUGAGACAGUUUCCCAGCAAUAUAUGCCUCUGUCUCAGGCGUGUUCCAAUAUGUACUUUACGAUGGACAGUCUUAACCAAGUACACUUUUUGUAUCAGUACUCGUUGAAGAUGUUCCUAGACAUUUUCACAUCCGUGUUGUCACAGAAUCCGAAAUUGUCCGGUUUAUCGGACUAUACUCAGAGACUUUCGCUAAUUACGCGCGACUUAUUCUCUGUUUGUUACGAACGAGUUGCUCGAGGAAUGCUCCAUACGGACCGAUUAACAUUUGCUCUCUUGCUCUGUCGCAUCCAUUUGAAGGGCAUACCGACGGAAUCUACUUACGACAGUGAAUUUACGUUCUUCCUACGCGGAAAAGAAGGUGUUCUUAACAUUCGUGGCCCACCGGUGCCCAAUCUUAGUUCAGAACAACAGGAAGCGAUGAUGCGCUUAAGCAUAAGAUUACCAGCUUUUAAGAAACUCACGGAGAAGAUACAAGAAAAUGCAGAAUUUGGAGCAUGGUUGCAAUCACCCACACCUGAAACGUGCGUGCCGAAACUUUGGGACGAGGAAAAACCGUCAUCACCGACGGGAACGGCAAUGCAUGAAUUACUAGUGAUACAAGCGUUCCGACCGGAUCGUGUAAUCGCGGCUGCGUCUUUAGUAAUGACUUCUGCUUUCGGCGAGUCUUUUAUGCCAAACGCGGAAGCAGAGCUCGACUUCGCAUCUGUCGUCGAGAACCAACUGAAGGCAACCGUACCGGCUUUACUUUGCUCAGUGCCAGGUUUCGACGCUUCCGGUAGAGUGGAUGACUUAGCCGCGGAAUUGAGCAAACAAAUAGCUAGCAUUGCUAUUGGAUCGGCGGAAGGGUUCAAUCAGGCCGACCGAGCUAUAAAUAUGGCCGUGAAAGCCGGUAGAUGGGUACUGCUGAAGAACGUGCAUCUUGCACCACAGUGGUUGGUACAGUUAGAAAAGAAAUUACACAGUUUGCAGCCGCACACUAGUUUUCGUUUGUUCUUAACGAUGGAAAUUAAUCCUAAAGUGCCGGUAAAUCUACUUCGAGCUGGUAGAAUCUUUGUAUUUGAACCGCCUCCUGGUAUACGAGCGAAUUUAUUACGUACGUUCAGCACUGUACCUGCUUCAAGAAUGAUGCGGGCGCCUAACGAAAGAGCUCGUCUCUACUUUUUGCUCGCAUGGUUCCACGCAAUUGUGCAAGAACGGUUGCGUUAUGCGCCAUUAGGCUGGGCCAAACAUUACGAAUUCAAUGAGAGCGACUUGAGAGUCGCUUGCGACACCUUGGACACUUGGAUCGAAGCUACGGCUAUGGGUAGGACAAAUCUACCGCCCGAGAAAGUACCUUGGGAUGCUCUAGUAACUCUGCUCUCUCAAUGUAUUUACGGUGGUAAGAUCGAUAAUGAUUUCGAUCAACGUCUUCUGGCAUCUUUCUUGCGCAAACUCUUCACACCGCGAUCGUUUGAAGCUGAUUUCGCUCUAGUUGCCAACAUUGAUGGUGCGCAAAGCAAUCAAAGGCACAUUACGAUGCCAGAUGGUACUAGACGAGAUCAUUUCUUGAAGUGGAUUGAGUCUCUCUCGGACAGACAGACGCCUUCUUGGCUUGGUUUACCGAAUAACGCGGAGAAAGUGCUCUUGACCACGAGAGGAACCGAUCUGGUUUCGAAGCUUCUCAAAAUGCAACAACUGGAGGAUGAAGACGAAUUGGCGUAUUCGAACGAAGAAUCCUUGGAUACACCAAGGGAAGCCGAAGCGGACGGUCGACCUUCAUGGAUGAGAACACUACACAAUUCGGCCUCGACUUGGUUGCAGUUACUUCCAAAGAAUCUACCGACUUUAAAGAGAACAGUAGAGAAUAUUAAAGAUCCUUUGUAUAGAUACUUUGAGAGAGAAGUUAAUAGCGGAGCAAAAUUACUUCAAGACGUCAUACACGAUCUGGAAGAUGUCGUAUUAAUUUGUCAAGGCGAGAAGAAACAGACUAACUACCAUAGAACAAUGCUAUCCGAAUUAGUAAAGGGUAUUUUGCCUGGUGGUUGGAGGAGAUAUACUGUACCAAGAGGUUGUACAGUUAUACAAUGGAUCACAGAUUUUAGUCAUAGAGUUUCGCAGUUGCAAGAAGUUUCGCGUUUAGUAUCUCAAGGUGGAGCAAAAGAAAUAAAGAGUUUCCCAGUUUGGCUCGGUGGCUUACUGAAUCCCGAAGCUUAUAUUACCGCGACCAGACAAUGCAUCGCGCAAGCUAAUAGUUGGUCGCUUGAGGAAUUACAGUUGAACGUAACUAUUGGUGAUGGCGAUAACAUUGCUACGGACGAUUGCUCCUUCGCCGUUACUGGUUUGAAACUACAAGGCGCGCAGUGUAAGGAUAAUCAAUUGUAUUUAACUUCAACUAUUAUGACUGAUUUGCCGGUAACGAUGUUGCGAUGGGUGCGAUCCUCCACAGAGGAUAUCAGAAAGGGCAAAUUGUCUUUACCGGUUUAUUUGAACAGCACCCGUACUGAACUAUUAUUUACCGUUGAUUUAAAUAUCGCUCCUAGUCAAGAACCGCAUAGUUUUUAUGAGAGAGGAGUCGCUGUUUUGACAUCUACAGCUUUGAAUUAAAAACUACUUAAUCGAUUUUUAGCACGAAAUAUAUCGCUUAUACUAUCACAAGAAUUAUUAUUACUGCGAUAAUAGAAACAGUUUGAAAUGCAUUGCUCCAUGUUACAGCGUUUGUAAAGGAAAAAGAAAUUAACAUGCGACUUGCUAUAAGUUUGAAAUACAUGUCUGUGUGUGUGUGCGUGCAUGCGUGCAUGCAUGCGUGUGUGUAUAUAAAUAAAAGUAUUAAGAAAACGUAUUUUACACAAAUUGCUUACAAGUUAUUAAAGUACUUUGUGCUAAAUGUAUAAUUAGAAACGGAUAUAUUCGACGUAUAAUACUUGUAUAAUUAAAUGUAUAUUAUUCAUUUCUAUAAAUCAACAUUUUCGUAAAAAACAGAUUAUAAUAUAUAUAUAUAUAUAUAUAUAUAUAUAUAUAUAUAUAUAUAUAUACAUAUACAUAUAUAUACACAUAUAUAGUUUAUUUAAUUUUGUAUACGUUCGAAUUUUUAAAAUAUGUUUUUUUGUAACAAAGUUACACUAUACGUUUAUCUAAAUGUAAGCACAUAUAUAUAUAUAUAUAUAUAUAUAUAUAUAUAUAUAUGUAUAGCGAUAUUAUAUUAUUUAUAGGAGAAACUUGAAUGAUAUCUAAUAAAGUUUUCUGUUAUAAUAUUUACCUACUAUUCAGCUAGUACAUAGAUAUCCGAAAAGUAUCUUACAAAUAUCCUUCAAGGAUAUUGAGAAUAUCCAUAAAAUGUCUACUUUAUGUCCAUCAAACACCUAUAACAUGAAUGUCUAUAACAUAUCCAUAUAAGAAUUUGGUGGACAUAGUUUUAUUCCUGAAAUGUCCAAAAAAUAUCCGAUAUACGGAAUAAACUUCAUAUAGACGUGAAAUGAGUAUCAUAAAAAGGGAUUACAUCUAGAAUUUUAAUUUACAUUAGAAUGUAAUGAGAGAGAGGAGGAGGGGGAGGGGGGAGAAAGAGAGAGAUUUUAAAACAAUACAUUUAUUAAGGGAAGUUUAUAUUACAUAUAUUUUACCUUAAUUUAAACAGUCUUAUUACUUUGAAUUAUAUAUUUAAUUUUAUAUAUUGUUAUUAAUUUACAUUCAAGUCAAUAUUUUUAAAGGAGCAUAUAAAAUUUAUAAUUUAAAAGAAAGAUGCAUUUGUUAAACAAAUUAGAAUAGGAAUUAGAAUAUAGUAACAUUAAUUAUUCUAUGUUAUAUUUAACCAUUUGUUUGGCACGCGCGCCAAAAGUCGCGCACUUUUGGCGCACGAGAAGGAACUCGCCUUACUUCUACGCUGGAAAUAUAUUAUUAAAUUUAAAAGAUUACUAAUCUUAUGUUUUCGACAUCAAGGAAUUCGAAUUUUAUGUCAAAAUUAAAGAAUUUUUAAUCCUCGAUGCACUAUUGUAUGUUUAAUACGCAUGGAAAAUUCUUUUCUACCUAUUUUUUCUACUUCCCCUCUAAUAUUUUUAUUUUCUAUUCUUAUUCUUCCAUAUACUACAAUCUACCCCAGCAAACACAAUAAUAUAAAUAAGUUACAUCGUUGUAAUAUAACGGAAUGCAACGUGUAAUAUAACAUGUUUGUUACAUGUAA